Molecule: messenger RNA, 2035 nt
Organism: Eutrema salsugineum
Lineage: Eukaryota; Viridiplantae; Streptophyta; Magnoliopsida; Brassicales; Brassicaceae
Exons: 1
Coding region: 99-1913 (604 amino acids)
Biological process (GO): rRNA methylation
Cellular component (GO): chloroplast
Molecular function (GO): RNA binding; RNA methyltransferase activity
Source: RefSeq, a predicted model, not a curated record
UCUUCUUUAAUUUUCCUUUUCUGAGAAAUGCUUCUCUCUCUGUACCAGGAGCGUUUUCCCUGAGAAUUUCACCGGGAAAAAGUUCAACCCAGAAAAAAAUGUACUGUAAUUUGACAAGAACCCAAGGAUUUCCCAUGGCGAUUAGGGUUUCCUUACAACAAACGAAACUCAAAAGUUUCCAGUUCUCCAAGUCUUCGAAUUUACCAGCUAAGUGUUACGUAAACCCCAAAGGAAGCGCCUUUGCAGAUGUUUCGACUGGGUUUAGCUGCGGUAAGAGUCAAAGGAGUCUUUUAGUUAGUUCUCGUCUUAAAUCUGUGGAGCUUGGAAUGUUAGGGAAGCUUGAAAGUGUUAGAGACUUUUCGAGCUUCGAUUCACAGAGAUUUGGGAAACGAAGUAGUAAUUGUGGUAGAGGGAAAUUCGGAUUAGGAUCGAAAGCUUUCCGAGAGAAGAGAAGUGGCGGUAAUGGUCGUGGAGAUUCAAUUUGGGUGAAAUCUGAUGAGAAACCAGUGGAAGAGAGAUUCCAGAGAGCUAAUCGAUCAUCUUGGGAGAGGAGAGAUGGUAGAACUCGAAACGAUUCGGUUUCUAAUGACAGGAGAAGUAGAUUCGGUGCUCAUGGUGAGACGAGGAAUCGAGAUUCUUUUCGUCCUCGAGGAGAUGAUAGAGGCGUUGAAGCAGAAGAAGAAAGCAAGAAAGCUGGUGGAAACUCAAUUUGGGUUGCUAAUGAUAAACCUGCGAAAGACCAAUUGCCGAGAGCUAACCGGUCAUCUUGGGAGAAACAGGAAACAAGAAACCAGAACUCAUUUCGUGCCAGAGGUGAUAAUAGAAUCGCUGAAGUAGAAGACGAAGCAAUGAGUUAUUCCCAUGGAGAUGAUGAUAGAAUCGUUGAAGAAGGGGAGACUGAGCAAAUUGAAGAAGAACCAAAUGAUGCUAGGUGGCCUGAGAUCAGAAACAGGUUCAAUAGAUAUGAUGUUAGAGACCAAGGGCGUGACAAUGCAGCAUAUCGAAACUGGAAUAGGCAAGAGAAUUGGGGAAGGAAAACGUGGCAAGAGGCUACAGAGUCAAGCGUGCCUAGGAUGGUUGGUGAAGUGGUUUAUGGAGUAAGUCCAGUGUUAGCUGCACUCUCUGUUGGGAGAAGAGAGUUCUACGCUCUGUAUGUUCAAGAAGGUUUGGAUUUGAGUAGUAACAAUAGGAAAAAGAAAGACAAGAAAGGUUUCGAGAAAGUCUUGAAAAUGUCUGAAAAACUCGGGUUAGACAUAAAGGAAACUUCGAAGCAUGAUCUUAACAUGGUUGCUGAUAACAGACCUCAUCAAGGAUUGGUGCUUGAUGCUUCUCCACUGGAACUGGUGAAAGUGAAAGAACUUGAUCCGGUUUCACCAGAGGAUGAGAAAUUCUCUCUUUGGGUAGCUCUAGAUGAGGUCACUGAUCCGCAGAACUUAGGUGCGAUCAUAAGAUCGGCCUACUUUUUUGGAGCCACUGGUGUUGUGGUAUGUGCGAAAAAUUCAGCUCCUUUAAGUGCGGUUGUGAGUAAAGCAAGCGCUGGAUCGCUUGAAGUAAUGGAACUUAGAUACUGCAAAAACAUGAUGCAGUUCUUAGAAGCUUCUGCUGAGAACGGUUGGCGUGUGGUUGGUGGUUCGGUUUCUCCAAAGGCUGUUGCUUUGAACGAGGUUUUACCUGGUAGCCCGACAAUUCUUGUCUUGGGGAAUGAAGGAACGGGUUUAAGGCCAUUAGUAGAGAGAUCAUGUACUGAAUUAGUUCGGAUUAGCGGUAAUAUGCCUAGAGAUGUUGCAGUUGCAGAGUCUGAUGAUGCGGAAGGCGAUGGAUUCAGAUCUUUUCUAGCUGUGGAGAGCUUGAACGUGAGUGUUGCAGCUGGUUUGUUUCUUCAUCACUUGAUAGGAAAGAAAGCAAGUGUUUGAUUCCGUGGUGAGUUCUUCUAAGCAAUUUCAUUUUUGCACCAAACUUAGGAUCUGCUCUGUACUUGUAUUACUUUCUACUUUCAUUCUAUGAUUAUCUUACGAAAUUUGGUUGUCAUUGAUUU